Colletotrichum karsti is the source of this 996-nucleotide messenger RNA. RefSeq names its product cell lysis protein. The transcript is spliced from 5 exons. The record is from RefSeq and is a predicted model, not a curated record. Lineage: Eukaryota; Fungi; Ascomycota; Sordariomycetes; Glomerellales; Glomerellaceae. Bases 1 to 996 code for a protein of 331 amino acids.
AUGGCCGACUUCCCGGACGCCCCGACUACGGCUCCCUCUGCCAACGGCAACUCCUACGUGCAAGCCACCAAGGACAACGCUGCUGCUGCCUACAGCCAGAUCGCCAACGGCCCCGUCGCCCAGAAUGUCAGAGACCAGUCCGCAAAGGCCUCUACCGAGUUCAGCAACCUCGCUGCCUCUCGCAGAACUCCUGCCAACCCCGCUGCCACCGGCCAGCCUUUGACUCACUACCACUCUUUCUUCUUCGAGCUUAUCUCGUGGAACAACCCUCGUGCCUCGGCCAUUGCCUAUGCCUCUAUCGUCACCCUCAUCUUCGCUGCUCGCUACCUCGAUGUUAUGCGUUACAGCUUGAAGCUUACCUGGAUGGUGCUUGGCACCACGGUCCUCGCCGAGGUCGCCGGCAAGCUCGUCCUGAAUAACGGUCUGGCUUCUCAGCUGCGCCCCCGCCGAUACUACGUUAUCCCCAGAGAUACGCUCGAUGCGAUGAUAGGAGACGUCCACGAGCUCAUCAACUUCUUCGUGAUUGAGGCCCAGCGCAUCCUUUUUGCCGAGAACGUCACUGCGUCUGUUGCUGCCUUCAUCAGCGCCUUCUUCGCCUACUACCUCGUCAAGAUCGUCCCUCUCUGGGGCCUUGCCCUGAUCGGCACCACCGCGCUCUUCGGUGUUCCUCUGAUCUACACCUCCAACCAGGAGCUCAUCGACGCCCAGCUUAACAAGGCCGGCGAGGUCAUCAACCAGCAGACGAGCCAGCUCCGCACCGUUGCCAGCAAGCACACUGCCCAGGCCGCCGACAUCACCAAGCAGUACAUGGGCGACUACACCGCCAAGGCCCAGCAGAUGAUCGGCCGCCGUUCCGCUUCUCCCGAGGCUGUCCCCAAGCCCGCCCCUGCUGCCCCCAAGGUCGAGGAGAAGGACUUCCCCGCCGCUCCCAGCACCGAGCUCGAGAACGACGAGCCCGUCGUUCCCGAGAAGGAGACUCCCAUGGUCGCCUCCUAA